UCAAACGACGACUUUCGGCCGGAAUUACGUGAGAAUACGGAAUGUGAAUUUGAAGGAUUUUCCAGAGAUUCCGGGCAUUUAUUUACUUAAGAAUGCUACGAAACGUAGCGGUAUCGGCUUUCCGCCGAUCGGUUCUUCCCCGAGUUGUGUCCCGAGCCGCAAGAACAAACACAAUCUCUACCGGUCAAGAAUCCGCGAGAAGUUUUUCUACAAUUUUGCGGAAUAAUGGACCGACUUUGCGCUCUGUCAUCGUUGGAGUACAGUCCAUCAAACCAUCGCAACCACUCGGACUGCUAGAUGCGGUUCAAGCCUGUCCUCAGCUGCAGACUCAACCGUGUCGAACCGUGAUCAAGUUCUCGAUGCGGAAAGGCAAAAGGAAGACGGUGAAGGCAGUGGUGAAGCGGUUCAAGCGUCUGGAUUGGGGUGGCUGGAUCCGUACCCUGUCGGGACGCCACAAGAAGCUGUGGCGGAAGAAAGCCAACCGGAAGCGGCGCCUACGGCAACACGUUCUUGUUAACGCCACCCAGGCCACCCUCCUCGAUAAGAUGGUCACAAAGUACUGGAAGCGCCCUCGACAUUACAUCAACGAUCCGUACGCACCUUAUCAUACCCGCGAAGAGUUCGUGUACACCCGACGGAAGGCACUGAAGUGAUCAAGAUGAUCCUGUAUUCUAAUUAGUAGCGAAAGUAAAAAAUGACUCCAAAAGGACAUGGGCUGCUUGCUCGGUUUUACAU
This is a messenger RNA of Anopheles darlingi, 735 nucleotides long. It is a transcript of the gene mRpL35, whose product is annotated as 39S ribosomal protein L35, mitochondrial. The record is from RefSeq and is a predicted model, not a curated record. Gene Ontology annotation, cellular component: mitochondrion; ribosome. The transcript is spliced from 2 exons. Gene Ontology annotation, biological process: translation. Gene Ontology annotation, molecular function: structural constituent of ribosome. NCBI's taxonomy places the organism in Eukaryota, Metazoa, Arthropoda, Insecta, Diptera, Culicidae. The coding region runs from base 93 to 653 and encodes 186 amino acids.